This is a messenger RNA of Micromonas pusilla CCMP1545, 1059 nucleotides long. RefSeq lists its product as uncharacterized. Bases 1 to 1059 code for a protein of 352 amino acids. The transcript has a single exon. The record is from RefSeq and is a predicted model, not a curated record. NCBI's taxonomy places the organism in Eukaryota, Viridiplantae, Chlorophyta, Mamiellophyceae, Mamiellales, Mamiellaceae.
AUGCCGUCUCCCGCGUCGCUCCUCCUCGCGUGGGCGGUCGCGGCGUCGAUCGCCGCCGUCGCGGUCGCCGCCGCGCCGACGACGAUGACGCAGCGGGAGAUGGACGAGCACGUCUCGCAUCACGAGCUCGGACACCCCCCGCGCGAUCUCUUCGCGGAGACUGCGAGCGAGCGCGCGCUCUGGAACGCGAGCGGCGACGCCGCGCGCGGCGACAUCGCGCCGUUCGAGAAGGAGAAUACGAAGAAUACGAAGAAUACGAAGAAUACGAAGAAUACGAAGAAUACGAAGAAGAAGACGUGCGCGCCGCCGUCCGCGAAGAGACUCGCGCAGUACGGAUGGCGGUGGAACGCGUGGAAGUACGUCCCGGACGCGCUCGAGGCGCGCGCGCGGGCGCGGAGAUCUCCGUCGUCGCGAGUAGUAGACGGGAGGGACGGCGGCGACGGGCCGAGAAGACGCGCGCUCGACGCGAAGGAUUCGAAGGAGGAUUCGAAGGAUUCGGUCGGCGGCGCCACGCUGCCGUGGGAGCGGGGCGAGGACGCGGCGGCGGCGGCGUCGUCGGCGUCGGCGUCGUCGCCGCAUCCGUCGCCGCCGCGGUCGCCGCCGCCGCCGAAACUCCUGUCCGACACCGACGACGACGCCCCCGCCGCCGCCGCCGCCUCGGACGCGUCCGCGUCCGCGGGCGCGAUCGUCUACGCCUUCGGCGUCGGGCGCGACAUCACCUGGGACGCGGCGGUGAUAAAGCGUCAUCCGAACGUCGUCGUGCACGGGUUCGACAACACCCACGUCGCGACGGAGUUCAUCGUCGAGCUCGCGAAGCGAGGCGGCGUCCCGAAGCGGUGGAAUUGGCACCGGGUGUUGCUCGCGUCGAGGGACGACGAGACGACGCUCACGAUGGCGUUACCGAGAUCGCACAAAGACGCGUUCGUCCCCGUGACGAUCGACGCGGCGGGCGCGGAUGGGAAGAGGAAGGAAGCGCGUCCGAAGAUGCUCACGGACGAGGUGCGUUCUAUACACUGGUUCCCAUACGACCGCGUUGGCGUGGUGAACGCCGAUCCUUAA